This is a messenger RNA of Sapajus apella (tufted capuchin), 10733 nucleotides long. RefSeq names its product zinc finger protein 451 (gene ZNF451). Gene Ontology annotation, cellular component: nucleus. The record is from RefSeq and is a predicted model, not a curated record. NCBI's taxonomy places the organism in Eukaryota, Metazoa, Chordata, Mammalia, Primates, Cebidae. The transcript has 4 exons. Bases 608 to 2290 code for a protein of 560 amino acids. Gene Ontology annotation, molecular function: DNA-binding transcription factor activity, RNA polymerase II-specific; sequence-specific DNA binding. Gene Ontology annotation, biological process: regulation of transcription by RNA polymerase II.
ACAUAGCCCCUCUCCUCAAAAGUGAAUAAAUAUAUAAAUUAAAAAAUAAACGUCCGUUCCCACCACCCAGCUUCAGGGCUAAAACGGAAAAAUGAGUGCGCUGCGCUCCACAACCAUACCAAAACAAACCAAUACCAACCCAAACCCUCCCUCAUAUCCUCCCACAUCUUCCCUGCGCUUCUGUGUCCCACAGAACCCAGCAGCCCCGGCUACGCUCCACCGCAGCUGGCAUCUUUUAGGCGCAACGCAUGCGCCUAACCUCUAGGUUCUUUUCCUCUCCUUUCCCCCUCGGCGCGGGGCGGUCUCAGGGUCGACCCGAACUACAAUUCCCAGCAUUCUGCGCGGUGCGGGGCAGGAAGCCUGAGAAUGAGAGAAAGAGGCUCCGGGGGAUAGCGGGCCAGUGAGGGCCUCUCCUCCUUUGAAGCGGUUUUGCGUCUCUUUCCGCCGGUGGCGUCGGCGCUCACGCAGGGGCGGGUCCCGGUAGCGCCAGGCGGUGCAGGGCGGGAAGAGGAGUCGUGGCGGCCGCAGCGGCGGGGACAGCGGCGGCGGCGGCGGCAGGGACAGGGACUGCAGAAGCGGUGGUGCUGUCAGCGCGGCCCUCGGAGAAAUGGGAGAGCCGGGGUCGGAGAUAAUAGAAUCUGUUCCUCCAGCUGGCCCUGAGGCAUCUGAGUCAACAACGGAUGAAAAUGAGGACGACAUUCAGUUUGUCAGUGAAGGACCAUUACGACCUGUUCUUGAAUACAUUGAUCUAGUCAGCAGUGAUGAUGAAGAGCCUAGCACCUCUCAUACAGAUAGAAUGCCUGAAUCUAAGGUGCCAUCCUCUGAGAAUCAUCGCCCAGAAAUGUGCGCUAGCUGCAAUGUUCCUCUUCCCAUUGGAGAUAGCAGCUCCUUCUCUGGGAGUUGUUCCAGCAGUCCAGAAAGGAUAGUUUCUCAAACUUCCUCUGUUGAGAACCCAUUGGAGAACCAGAAAAAUGAUCAAAAUAAUUCAGAUACUAAGAUCUCUGAGACACAGACCCUAAAAUCAUCUCAGAAUUUUCACACUCUGCCUUCAUCUCCACUUCUGGUCCCCCAGGAAUCUUUGGCCUCUUCUGAGGUCAAAGAGAAUUUACAUAUAGAUUCUUCUUCAGCUUCACAGCAUGGACAGGAUGCCAUCCUCUAUCUCCAGACACAAGUAGCUGAGAUGUCCCGAGUGAUACGUGAUCUGCAGUCCAGGAGCUGUUUUAGAUUUCAUCAUUCUAGGCCAAAUGAGAACUCCUCAGUUCCUUGGGACAUCUCCACCUCUAAGGAGGAAAAUUUAUCCACAGUUGAAGAAGAAAUUGAUUACAAAUCACCAUCAGCUGAUGACAAAGGGCAGCCAUCUGACCCCAGCCAAUCUAGUUUCACGGGUCUUUUGAAGAGAAUGGAACAAAGAGGUGUUAUAAAAAGGGUGACAUUACAAUCAGAAGCGGAAUCAUGUGAAGGGAAACCUGAUUGUGUGACCUCUAAAAAACGUUUGGUUCCUCCAUUGCAUCCUCUUCUGAGAAUUGCCACCACUGAGGUUUUUAAAGACCCUGCUGAUUGUCAUCCUUCUUCCUUCAUGGGACACAGAGUAUAUCCUGUGGCCAAGGACACCUCUCCUUUCCAACCAAACCCACCAGCUGAAGGCCCCAUUGUAGAAGCAUUAGAACACAGCAAAAGAGGAAACACAACAUCCCCUCUAGAUUCUACCUCAAAAGAAAUGGAGGUCAUGGGUUGUAGAUUUUACCAUGCUGCCUCAAUUGCAGCUCGAGCUGCUAGCUACAUGGCCUAUAUGACUCAAUAUCAGCGUAAACUCUGGGAAGACAUGGAAGAUCUGGUUCAUGACCCAGAGUUUGAUCGUGGAAAAGCAAGAUGCAUUAUAUCUGAUGGUAUGGAUGCAGGCCUUUGGCAACUUUGUACUACUAGGGACAUAAUGGAUUCUGUAGUCAGAGUUAUGGCCAUGGCCAUAGACUACAGAAGGCAGGCCUGGCUUCGACUUACAUCUCUCACUAAGAAAACCCAGGAGAAGAUCUCCCACUUGCCCUUUGAUGGUACUUCCCUUUUUGGACAAGAUGUAAAAGCUGUUGUUGCAGAAGAGAACAGUAUAAAAGAAAAUGACUAUAAAGAUCACAAUAAAUACUAUAAUCAGCAUCGAUACUUUUAUAGUCAUGAUCAGAAAGCACAUUAUCACAACAGAGGAUAUUCCAAAGGGGAUUGGUACAAACCUCGAAACCACCCCUAUAGAUACAGAAAGAAGGGAGAGUCUCCAGAACGCCAUGGGUAUAAGAAUUAAUAACCUGUUAUGUUCAGCAGGAUAGUCAUUCAAGAUCUUAACUAUUUUACUUGUUCCUCCUGUACAAACAGGAUCUACAGGUAGGAAAUCAUCUAAAAAACUGAGUGCAUGUCUGGAAUGAUCACAGCUGACUUUUGAAUUCUAGACUUUUGAAAUGAAAUAUAUAAUAAAGAGACUCAUGAUUUAUUGGCCAAGUGAGCAGUGGAGACUUUCUUGAAAGGAGGGUUGAACAAAUAUUUAUCCAUUAUUUCUGGUCCAAAAUAAGUUUGGAUGAGGACCACUCAGGAAUCUGAAUCCUCUUGUGAUUAAAGAAAAAUAUAAAGGUCUGUUCCUCAGGAAAAUCUUACUUGUAAACUGAGGACUAGCAGAUUUUGAAUCUAGAAAUAACCUAAUACUAGAUCUCUGUUUACUAAGACCAGAAGUAAAUCCUUCAUUUUUAUGUUAUCAGUGCUUCCUUGUUCAGGGUUCAGUUUGACAGAUCCUCACAAAAUGACACAUCUGUUACAAUGUCUUUAUGUCAAGAUGGUCAACUCACCAAGAGUUCAUACUACUAUCAAGCUCUGUGAGACUUCAGAAUCAGCCGUGAAGCUUUGGGUCAACUAGAAUUCAAAUCAAAUUUUGCCAAAUGCAGUUUGCUUCCCUUUGGAAUGACUAGAUGUCACAGGUCUACUAUGGACACCAAUUGGAAAAAGACUUCUACCUGUAACAUCUCUGUAGAAAUUGCACAGUAUCUUCAUCAAGACUUUGAUGGCCACCAUACCAUCACUACUCAUAAAGCUCCAUGUGAGAGAAUUCUUUGUUGUCAUCAAUCCUAAUAAUCUUUGACCUAUCAAGCUCUCAUAUCAAGCUGUAUGACUGAGUCAUGGUAGUCUCUCACCAUAAGCUGGGCCUUUCACCAAGAUGGCCUUCUUAAACGACCUAUCUUCUAGACGUGUAAUUCUUUUGAGCUUGAUAGUGCAUCACAUUCUAAAUUCAAAAAAGUUAUGCACAUCAGUGCCCUGGAAAUAAAGGAUGUUACUUACACCAUCCAGGCAUGCAAAUCUGAACUCUUAAGAGCAAGAAUUCCAAACAUGCCUGACAAUCUUGUCCUCUUAUUGUCAUAAAGAGGGAUACCAUCCAUCUAGAUUUUAUUGAGAAUCCUUAAGAUUUAAAGCAUAGCUGUGGAUGUAGUGAAGAGAGCAAGCCACACAGUUCUGUUUCUGGAUAUCUAAGUGAUGAUAUCCAUUAAUGAUUUGAAAGGCUGAAAUCAAGACUUAAGCGAUACAUUCUUGGUUAAUCGGUUAAUUUAGUCAGACUCCUAGUGUAAUAGAUGGCUUAUCUUUUUGCUCCCAAUUGGUCCCAGUAAUAGUUUUUCACCGUACUGGAACUGGCAGCAGAUACCUCAAUUAAAUGUCCCACAGUAUCUUCUCUUUAGACUCAAGGUAGUGGAUGUAUGAUAUAUCAGCCCUUAGAUCCAUGUCUUCACAGCAUGACAUCAGGAAUGGAGAAUAUGUCAAGUUUGAGGGGUCUGAAUACAUCACCUAGUAUUAUUUACUUUGCAGCCAAAAACAGUUGUUUUUCUUUUUAUUGACAAACUUAAUACUAUAACUUCUGCAGUUUUUAAUCUUGAUCAAGGCAUUUUGUGUAUACUACUAAGGGAAUAUGGCACUAUUUUAUGGUUUAUGUGGUUUCUUUUCUUGCCAUAGUUCUUUCACAGUGGUAAUUGACAUUUUCUCUGGUGCCACACUUUUUUAUAGUUUAUUGGAAGCUCAUUUCUUACUGCCUCAUUGUAAUCAUAUUCAGCAUCCAUUUUUAAAUCUGCUUUUCUUCCUUAUUUGUGCUACAGUGGUUGAAGGCAUAAAUUUUCCUACUUGGAAGAAAUUAUUUUGUCAGAUAACUUCACGAUACUGGUCUUGUUUGUCCUAUUUGUAGAUUAAACUUGAACUUUUCUUAAUAAAGAGGAUGUCAUUUUGCAAAUUUAGCCCAGUCAUAUAAAGAAUUAAUAUUUACCUUAUUUUCUUUUGUAUUUUACACAAAGUUUUAUUUCUGCUUCUGUGGAAAUAGGUCCAUGCCAGUGUUCUCUACAAACUGUCUUUCAAACCAAAUUCUAGAAGAAUAUUGGUUACCUGAAAAGAAACCAAGGCCUGAGAAAUCAUACAUAGAUUUUUGUAGCUUAUGUGUGCUCCAUCAAUCAAGCAAUCUCAUGUGCUCUUGAUAUUGGCACUGUAGUUUUGUCUUAGAGGAUUUGCCGCUAGCAAGUUCCUGACUAGCUAAGGCUACUUCAGACUCUUUACUUUCCAUUUCUCCCCUUUUCCUUCCGUGAAUUAGAUGCUGUGUCAUAAACUUGGUGGUUUUUGAAAUACCCUUAUUUCAAACCUUAAACUAAACCAAAAUAAGUUAUGCCUGAAAAUGUGAUUGUCUGAAACUAUUUUGGCACUUCCCUUUAGUGUGCUUCUCCUCCCCUUUGCCUUUUAAAUUGUGGUUAAAAAAAAGACAUGUAAAGCUUAGCACCUUAACCAUUUUUUAAGCCUAUGGUAGUGUUGACUAUAUUCACAUUGUUGCACAGUUCUGUUCUCAAGUAUUGGUAGGAUGAUGUUGCUGUUCUCUUUUCCUCUUGUGAUAUUUAUGUUGCUCAGUAAUUAAGUAAAAGUAUCCUUUCUUAGUUACUCUCACUGAUAUGCCCAAGUAUCUCCAAAUACUCUGUUUUACUCAAAGUGUAAAGGUAUUGGGAAAUCAUCAAAUUGGUGACCAACUAGUUCUGAAAGGAUUUGAUAAGUUUAAUAGGGAUGGGGGCAGAAUGCAGAUUAGGAAGAGUUUUUAGCUAUAGAUUAGUUUCUUCACUGCAAAAGAAAUACCCUUAAUGUGUUUAUUUUUUAUUAUUUUAAAAUCUCUGGCAUACUUGAAUGAUGAUAAUGUUAUAAAACUUAAAGCGGGGAUUUGGUCUAGGGAGAUGACCCCAAUAGAAUCAGAAACUCUUAAUUAGUCAGAUAAUAAAUAUUCAUAUUAUGCCUGCCAUGUGCAGAGCCUGUAGCAAAAUUCUCUACUAGGCCAGCCUCUAAUGUUUAAAUACCUCUAGGUUUUCUAGGAGGCCUCGGAAUCGUUGCAAGUUUAAUGAUCUGGUAUUCUCAAAAAGGAUGUAUCUAAUGAUCUUUUUUCUUCAAAUGUUAUUUCUUGAUUAGAUAUAAAAUGUAUACAGAGACAAUAUGGUUUCUUGUCGUUACUGUGUAUAGAGAAGUACUGUUUCCAUUUUUAUAUGAAGUGCCUUUUUAAAUUCUACCCUUUUCUUUAAAACUUAAACUUUGAUGUCUUGCCUAUAUUGCUGGUGAUAUUUAUGUGAGUUUUGUACAGUGAUUUAAUCUUGUACUUUAUUAUUGUGUCAUUUGUACAAUUGCACUAUCUAAAUGUACUCCCUUCUGAAUGUUAAUUUGUUUUCUUUAUAGCACUGUUGAUUCAUUUCAGAAGGUUGUAGAAUACCUUCCUCCCCCUUAUUUAACUAACUAGACAGUAGUUCCUUUUCAUUAUUAAUGAGUGGCCAAUUUUGGGGGGCCUAAGGCAGCUUUGUUUUCUGUAGAUAUGUUCUAGGUUUUCUGAUUGUCUCAUAUCUAACCUUGUUUUUAGCCAUGGUAACACAACUUAUAUUUGAUAAGUGGAUGUGUUUACUUGGUUAGAAUAAGCAAGGGCAUUUUUAAAAAGCAGUAAAUUUGCUGACACUUUAUCUUUUUCUUUUUUUUUUUAAAGACUGAAUGACAGCUUCCUUAUCAGUAUAAUUACAUUUAAACUCUUUUUUUUUUUUUUUUAAACUGUGUGGCAGCUUCUUUAUCAGUAUAAUUCCAUUUAUUUACUUAGCCCUCAAAAUGACAUUUUGAAGGGAGCAUAAACUCUUUCAGGCUACUUGGACACUGUUUAGUAUUCGGUAUUAAUACUACACUAAUAAUUUACUGAGUGAUACCUAAGUGACCUGAUUGAUAAUGUCCUUAAGGACCUGAUACAGCCAGGAUAACCUCUCAGGUAAUGUAAACAAGGAGGUUGAAAAAGACAUUCCAGAAUCCCUUUGUCUGCUAAAAUUGGGUACUGAUGUGGAUAGACAUGACGUUCAUUAUUCUUGAAGAUAAAACUAGUUGACUAGGAUUCUGAUGAAGGCUUGAUAUUGUGGAUUAGAUCUUUGUAGAAAUCGUUUAAAGAUUGCAAUAAGUGAAAUCUUUUUUGGUUUGUUUUUGUUUUUGUUUGAGAUGGAAUUUCGCUCUUACCCAGGCUGGAGUGCAAUGGAGUGCUCACUGCAACCUCUGCCUCCCGGGUUCAAGCAAUUCUCCUGCCUCAGCCUUCCGAGUAACUGGGAUUACAGGCAUGUGCACCAUGCCUGGCUAAUUUUGUAUUUUUGGUAGAGACAGGGUUUCUCCAUGUUGGUCAGGCUGGUUUCAAACUCCCGACCUCAGGUGAUCUUCCCUCCUCGGCCUCCCAAAGUGCUGGGAUUGCAGGCGUGAGCCACUGCGCCCAGCUGUGAAAUCUUUUAUUUAUGUGAGGCGUAUUUUGCCACAGUCUUGCACUGUUUAGGUUCUCUUGCCUUUUGGAAUUUACCAUUCUGUACUUAAUGUUAGUGGCUAGUCCAGUAAUUGAUUGUCUCAUCUGUAUGCAUCUUAUGCAUGUGAUUCAAUUGACUAGAUCAAUUCUGUAUGGUUUAUCAUAGUAGAUACACAAACCAGUCUUUAUUUUUUACUAAGAAAAUAUAUAGGUGGAAGUUAUCAUGAUUAUUGUAUUGAAUGCAAAUCUUUUUAUUAUUUUUCCAGAUAUAUUGAGUUUUAUAAACCAUUAAAAUAUUAUUUUAUGAAAUUUCCCUUCCUGGAUGGAUGAAGAGAAUAUUGUUUUAUUAAAUCUUAUCUUAUUAGUGGGAGAUAUUUGUACUUCUUUAUCUUUUCAUUUACUUGAUUUUUGUUGUAAUGAAAACUUUAGAAGUGUUUGGUACCAUUGAGAUAACUUAUUACUGGAAAUUUUGUUUGCUUCCUGUGGGAUGUAUCUGGAAGUGGUCACAGCCCAACCAUGUCCUUUUGAUGUUGUUAGCAUAUCAGUUAUUCUUUGUUUGGAUCUUUUCUUCUCCUGUAUUCGGCACCUCUUUCUGAAAGAAUGUCUGAUCUUCCCAUAAUCUCUUCGAUGUACAUUAUAUUUUUUAUUCUAUCAGUGUAUACUAGGCAAGAUUUUGAUGUGGCUUUGUGUUUGUAUAUUUAAAUACCAUGUCUUAAACAUUGUUAGAAGAGAUAUUCUAGUUUCUUCUAAUGUCCCUUUUCAAAAAAAUAUAGCCAGUCCAAUAUCUCAAACUAUACUUUGGUUUUUGAACUUAAAUCAACUUUUAGUGCUGCCUUGCUUAAUGGUAGUAUUAUUUUCUCAUUUCUACAUGUUCACACAAAUUUGUUAUGUAUGGUUUAUAGUCAGAUGCAUCUUAUAAAAAAUUUUGAAGCCCAUCCCCAUGGAUUUAUUAUAGUAUAACUGUGAUAUAUUGUAUUUUAAAGUUAACCCAUUUUCUCUGGGUUUUAAGGGCUUAACAGGUUGAGGUAACUAUUUCAAAUGGUCUAUUGGGUGUUUUGAUACUUUGUCAAGAAUUCAAUAAGAAUUUUCAGGUUGUCUGUAUUUUCUUUUAGGACUUUGGAGAUCUUUCAAGUUGUGUUGUUUUCUUGUAUUCCUGAGUAUAUUCCUUUGGUUAAUGAAAGUAAAUAGUUUAUAUUUGGUGAUACUUUUAAAAAUUAUACUUUGACCUUAACUGCUUCAAGUAUUAUGUUAUAGGUUUAGUUAGUAGUCCUUUUGUAAGACUUAACUUUCAUAUGCUAUCUUUUCUCCAUGAGCUAUCAUAGUACUUUUUUCUUUCAUUACCCGUAAAAGUGGCUCUACUACAGCAUUCACCUUUAAGGGCUACAGUUAGGUAGACCUUUUGUUAACUCUACUUUUAUUUGUGAUGGCUAUGUUUCACACUACCUUGAUUUAUAAAUGUAGUAAUGUGUUAAAUAAUUAUCAUGUUGUGGUCCCUUAAUACCUCUUUUGAUUGGUGAGGUAACAGUGAUGUGGAUGAUGAAAUAAAAUAAUAAAAACAUUUACCCAAGUCACUAAACACAGUUUGCAAUUCAUUUUUUUUUAACAUAUUUAAUUUACAUUUAACUACUGUUAGGUAUGCAGACCAUUCCUUUCUGCCUUCACUAUAGUUAUAAUAUAUAAGUAGUUUCAUUUAGAUUCUUGGCACAGAGUGGCCUGUAUAUUGAUCUUUCUUUAAUGGCUUAGAACAACUUCUAUGUAUUCUAACAGGUCUUGGAAGCAUAUUUGUAGCCUUGUGUCUAAUUGUCAUCUUCCUGCCUGGGAAGGCAGAAGAAUCUACAUUUGUAUAGCCUUUAGUACAGGCUCCGUGCUGGUUGCAAGGCACUCUUGAGAGAGAAAUUCAUUGUUACUUUGCAGAUGAAGAACUGAAAUUAAGAGUCAUUAAGCAACUUGCUCAGGUGGUGGAACUGAGCUUUAAAUACAGACUUUUUCCAGUCUCAAUUCAACAUUAUGCUAGCCUGCCUCCAUGUGUUUUUCAAAGCCCUAUUCAAGUCUUCUAUGGUAAAUUAAUUUUACAUACACAAAUCUUGUUCUUUUCAGAACUUUGUUUAUGGCUUUACUGUCACCCCAUUAGUAUUUGAUGUGUUAUAUUAACUAAUUCGUGGUUAUUUCACUUGUCAUAUCAGGAACCUUAUCCUGUUCUACUGAGGUUUCACUGUGCUGGACUGUUUAUUAUUGAUUCAUAGUCAUUGGUUUCUGUUUCCAUUCAUUUUCAGCACUGAUUAUGUUAACCGUAUUGUUAGUGUUUUUUCUUUGUUCUGACUUAUUACAUUCAUUUUGUUUCAUAUAUACACUUUUUUUUUUUUUAAACUGGCAUUUUGAGGUUAUUGGUUUAAUGGAAGGAAAAUGGAAUGGUGUAAAGCACAUGGUAUUUGAAUUCCAAAGGCCUUGAUCCUCAGUAUUAGCAAGUCACUUAUUCUCUUAGCCUCAGUUUUCCUACUCUCAAAUGAGGUAAUAUCCAAAAGUACUUUGAAAACACUAAAGCCUGAUGUAGAUUUCCUUUUUUAAGUAAUUGUGCUGUUUCUAUUCAUAUUCAUAGAUUUCUUGUAAAUAUAGGAUGGUAUUGGAUAUAGAUACAUAUAUUUUAAAAUGUAUUUGACAGCAUGCAAAUGUUCAUUUCAUGCCAUGUGAUCAUAUUCCCCCUUUUAUGUUUUUUAAGUCUAUCUUACAAGCCUAACCAUGUACUAAGUCAUUAAAAGAUGUAUUUAAAGUAAAAUAGUCUCUUUUCUCAAGUACAAGCUAAGAAAUGCUCAUAAUAAACAAUAAUAAGAGAAUGUAGAAUGAAGAGCUAGAGUGUAUAUGUAUGUGUAUAUGAUUUUUGAUAGAUGGUGUUUUGUUACUUUAUAUCUGUUGAAAAUCUUUGUCAAACAUCUUUUUCAGUAACUGCUAUGUGCAGGCAGGUACUGAGAGAGGUCUGAGAAUACUGAGGGUUAAUAAGAGAUGGUAUAUUCUCAAGAGAAAUAAAUACCAGUAAAGUAUAAGAGCAACUGUCCUGUUUGGAAGAAUGCCUGUGGUGAUGGAACAAAAAAGGCCAUAUAGGGGGGUGAGGGAAGCUUUUCUUACCAAGUUCAUGAGCUGAGUUUUGGAGGAUGAUUAAGCAAAAGUUAGUUGGCCUGGUAGAGAAACAUGAGCCAGGCAUUCAGGUGGAGGAACGGAAGUGUGCAACAGUGUGGUGAACAUAAUGGGGUGUGUCUGAUUUCAGAAUGAUAAGAAAUAGUCUUUGGGGAGAACAGAAAUGAAGGAGACUAAACAGAAAGAUGAUAAAUUAUCCAUGAAUAUGUAUUGGUUCCUAUGUAUUCAAAGUGUGCUAAGUUUGUGUAGCCAUUACUUGUUAAGGUUCUAUAAGUUACCUGUCUAGGGGUUGGUUUGUACUGUAGUCCAGUAUGUACAUCUAGAACAAUUCUUUCCCAGAACUGAGCCCACGAAGGGCUUUCAACAGUUCACCUCUGACUCGGGCAGCUCAAGCAAUCAGAAAGAACUGAGGCUCUGGUAGAGAACAACUCUGAGGAUGAACAGGGUAAUGCCUCUAAAGUGGAAUGUGGUAUCCCUUCAUUGUUAAAUGGUUGCAUACUUCACAGUCACCUCUGGAAAGGUGUCCUCACAGGUAGCUAAAAGUAGUUAAUUUCCCUGUGUUUUGAUUUAUAGAUGAUUUCUAGGUGGACUCGGGGAAAAUAAAGAUACUCAUAAAAAUAUUGCUUCAUUGGCAUUUGGAGAUGUUGUAUUGGAAGUGUGUUCCUAAUCACCAGAAUCCUCUCUAGAUGAUUCAGAUAGGAAACUGGGUUAUAGACCUUAUGCCAGUAAUAUCUCUAGCAGCUCCAAUACAUUUUGUCAACUUCCUGUUUGUUUUUUCUCUUAAGUUUCUUUCCUUGCUCUUGGCCACCUUUACCUU